AUGGUUGUCACACAAGGAACACGUCUUUACAUUACUACUUUGGCAUAUUAUUAUAGCUUGGGCAUGUUGGUGAUGGUACCUCUGGCAGCAACAGGAUACGGAUCUCAAAGCAAGAAUGCUGUGCGUUGGCUCAAUGGUACGCAUGAUAUUGGAUCUACAACGCAAGACUUGUUGAUUAACAAGCUUUACAAUGGAACAGCAGCAGCACAAUAUGGAUGGCAUGGAGAUACGGGGUUUAUUCGAGGGAAGGAGGCUAUUGAGAAGUAUCACAAGGAUCAAGAAGGCUUUUCCUCGGUCAUAUCAUUGGCGCGUCAAGAAAGUUAUUGUACUGUGUACUGCCUUGGGGAGACCAUGUUGCCCUUACCACCUCCUGUGGAAACAUGUGCUCAUGGUGCUAUGGCUUAUUGCAAGACCAAUUUAAACACGCAUCCUCUGUUCACUGUUGCAGCAUGCGGAUCCACGGCUCAAUGUGGUGUCAAAGUCGACUGGUGA
This is a messenger RNA of Lichtheimia ornata, 492 nucleotides long. RefSeq lists its product as uncharacterized. The record is from RefSeq and is a predicted model, not a curated record. The transcript is spliced from 3 exons. Bases 1 to 492 code for a protein of 163 amino acids. NCBI's taxonomy places the organism in Eukaryota, Fungi, Mucoromycota, Mucoromycetes, Mucorales, Lichtheimiaceae.